This is a messenger RNA of Patiria miniata (bat star), 2868 nucleotides long. Its product is annotated as neuronal acetylcholine receptor subunit alpha-3-like. Gene Ontology annotation, biological process: regulation of membrane potential; monoatomic ion transmembrane transport; signal transduction. The record is from RefSeq and is a predicted model, not a curated record. Bases 593 to 2320 code for a protein of 575 amino acids. NCBI's taxonomy places the organism in Eukaryota, Metazoa, Echinodermata, Asteroidea, Valvatida, Asterinidae. Gene Ontology annotation, molecular function: acetylcholine-gated monoatomic cation-selective channel activity; transmembrane signaling receptor activity. Gene Ontology annotation, cellular component: synapse; neuron projection; postsynaptic membrane. The transcript has 6 exons.
UACCUGGCGGGCUGAACGAGUGUCAAAUGAUACGGCAUCCGCAAGAAAUACUAGCGGCCUCCUCCAGCUGUUUCUCCUAUAGGAGGACUUUCUCGGAUUGCCGGGCGAAAGAGGCAGGCGAGCCGGGAAUGCCGAUGGACGCUUCUUCUUUGCAGUACUUGAGAUGUAUCAUAAGCGGCGCUGCAGAUAAAAAAAGAAAGAGGAAAAUCCAUUCUGGAUGCCGUGCUUGGCGUAGUUUUUUGCCCGGCCGGUCACGCCAUUUUUUUGUGGAAGGCGGCUUCGAGAUUUGUAAGACGGUGUACUUUGAAUUUUGAUUACCCACUCAAAAACCCACCCAGCAAAUUGAUGUGUAUUUGUGUGGCCUAAAUGAACGAUCAACGGUUGUUGUUUUAGCACAGAUAACCAGCAGACGCUCGACAACCUCACUUUGUCAUAUAAUUGGAUAGCCGGUUAGCCAAGUAACUCUGGUAUGACGUGAGCACGAGUCUAACGCCUUUUACCCAAAAUCACGUCGUCCAACAACGGAACUAUUCCUUGGCUCAUUUGUCAGACGGACUUUUGACUCCAACGUUGGUGUGGUGAGCUAGUGACGAUGGCGUCGCUAGAGGAAUCGCCAUGCCUGAGAAAGAUGAUGUUCACGGUAAUGUGUGCGUUACUGCUGUUAGAACUACCUAUUGCGUGUGAUGGAUCACUAGAGGAGAGCAAGCUGCUGACUGAUCUGACCCUCAACUACAAUUUCUCGGUGCGGCCGGUCAAGAACGACUCCGUCCCUCUCAAGGUCUACAUGGGAUUAUCCAUCUCCCAGAUCAUCGAUGUGGACGAGAGAAAUCAAGUCAUGAAGACCGGACUGUGGGUCAAACAGAGGUGGCACGAUUACCGACUGACGUGGAAUCCAGACCACUACAAGAAUGUGUCUGUGAUCCACAUACCUAUUAUGAUGCUCUGGAGCCCAGACUUGCUUCUCUACAACAAUGUGGACGACAGCUACAAGAUCGAUCUCGUGACCAAGGCUCUGGUUUACUGCAACGGCACGGUCAACUGGAGCCCACCUGCCGUCUUCUACAGCGCGUGCGCCAUCGACGUCCAUUACUUCCCCUUUGACAAGCAGGACUGUAAGCUCAAGUUCGGUUCCUGGACCUACGACGAGAGCAAGAUCGACCUGGAGUCCCUGGGAAGCACGGUGGACCGUCAGGAUUACUGGGAGAACGCGGAGUGGGAGAUCGUAGACACGCCCGUGGUCAAACACACCAUCAAGUACCCGUGUUGCGAGCAGACCUACGUGGACAUCACCUUCCACUUCAAGCUGCACCGGAAGUCCCUGUUCUACGUGGUGACGUUUGUGGUGCCCUGUGUCCUGAUCACCAUGAUCACCAUCUUCGUCUUCUACCUGCCUUCCAAUUGUGGCGAGCGGACCACGCUCUGUAUCUCCAUUCUGCUGGCCGUCAUUGUGUUCUUGCUGCUGAUUGCUGAGAUGAUCCCCACCACCUCUGACACCGUGCCGCUGAUUGGCUGCUACCUGCUCUUCACCAUGGGGAUUGUCAGCGUGUCUAUAGUCACCACCAUCAUCAUCAUCAACCUGUUCCAUCGCUCGUCCGAGACCCACACCAUGUCUCCCUGGGUCAAGCGGCUCUUCACCGAGACGCUACCGCCUUUCCUUCACAUCCAGCGGCCGCCCAACUACAAGGACUACCUGUGUAGCGCGUCGGCAGCUACACCGCAGCCCAAGCGCAAGGUCUACGUCAACUCCAGCGAUUCCCCGGCUACGGACCGCUCCUCGUGCUUCAACAACAAGAAGCGGAGCUUCAAUGUGGGCCGGUCCACCAGCAACUACCACCUGCUGCAGCGGACGGCCAACAACAACGCACCUAAGAUGAUGGCACUGAACUGCUCGCUGGAGGAAGAAAUGGAGUGGAGGGACUCGGACGAGGAAAAGGAGACCAAUGUAGACCACAACAGACAGACUGAGAUGAAGAAAGAGAAAAUACCGGCCAGACUCAAGGAGGGACUGGACUAUCUUCAUUACAUCGUGGAGAGAACGAAGGAAGAGGAUAAAGCUAAAAAGACUCGGAACGACUGGGAGUUCGUCGCCAUGGUAGUGGACCGCAUCUUCCUGUGGAUCUACCUUCUUGCCGUCGUCAUAGGAACCAUGGCCAUCAUGCUGUCCUCGCCGGUGCUCUGGGAGAACGAGAACCGGUUCAAGCAGCAGUCGCUGCUGCAGGGCCUACCCGAGGUCAAAUGCGCCUACCUGGAGGAUCUGCUGCCGGACUCCAACGAGACCACCGUCAAGAGUCAGCUGUAUACCUGCGAUAUGAAGCGAUGAGAGGCCACGGAGGGGCCAUGGAGCUGCUCAGCAAGCACAUUUACUCAGUACGGACGCAUUAUGCUUAAGAGAAUCAGGCUACCAGCCAAACUCGUUCUCACCGCAUAAAUUGCUUAACACUAUUUUCUACUGCGAAGCUACAUGACAUUUGACCCAUGAUGGCCCCCGUCGCACGAAAAAAAAGUAAGCACGUGUACAGUUUGUUUACGUGCUGACGUUGAUCUGGAGUAUAACGCGCAUGCUCCUGCGAAGACAUCGGUCCCAUUGUUUUCCUUGACUAAGUUAUAGAAUCGGCUUGUUAUAGUUCGAUCACGCAGUUUGAAUGAAGUGUUGCAUCCGUGAUUGGGGCAAAUUAGCUGGUCAGAUGAGAUGGUGUUAAAAAACCUAAACUACUAGAUCCAAGUAGCACUCGUGCAAUUUAAUACAACCAAUCAUCUUGCUUUUGGUAAAAAUGGACGAAAGGACAAUUUAUUUAUUAUUUCUAACACGUGUAAAGCAAUGCUCAUGAAAUGGACAGGGUUGCUUAUGAGGGAUACUCCAGACGCGGA